AUGGCAGCCGGAAGAAGUUCGACCAACAGGAGCACAGCGCUGAGCCAUAUCGGCCUAGUGCUCUCGGCGAUCUACCUCAACUUGACUUUAGACUCUGUCAACGGUAGCGAACACCACUCUUAUGGGGGAGGAGGGUAUGUACCACCUGUUGUCGUCCCUCCUCAGAUGUGGCCAGAGUUCCUGACCAGGCUUGCCAUCGGGGGCUUCGGCGAUCAAGGAGCUCUUGGAAACUACUUCAACCAGAAUGGCGCCAAUGGAUUUAACACAAAUAAUGGCUUCUUCGACGAUUUAUUUGCUCGUAGAAACGCCUAUGAUUAUGGAAAGGGUUAUGGAGCUGGAUUCGACUACGGAAGAGGCGGAGUCCAGGGCGGUGGCUACAGAGACCUGGGAGGUCGUAACAAAGGACAUACAGCUUCCGGGUUUUCCAACUCCUAUAGGAAGGACGAAUCCGGCGAUAGGUCUAGCUACUACGACGAUGGUCUCGGUCAUAAAGGAACCAUAAGAUACGGUGCUGAUGACGCAAGAUUCCGAGACCAAGGCGGUUCUCUCGGAAGAGGGGGAUUCCACAACAGCAACCUUAAUAGGUACGGCUCUGGGGCAAGAGGACGCUACGGUGAUGCCCUCACAUACGCCCAGGGUAGCGACAGGGGAGCACACUUCGGCGGCGGAAGAUACGGCUAUGCCAGGCAUGGAAGGCUCAUGCCGAACAAGAGUACCGGCCUCUACGUCAUCCCAAUGCCUAGCACACUUUUUUUCGAUCAAACCCCCCCUCCACUGUAA
Nezara viridula (southern green stink bug) is the source of this 780-nucleotide messenger RNA. Lineage: Eukaryota; Metazoa; Arthropoda; Insecta; Hemiptera; Pentatomidae. The record is from the annotation of a GenBank genome assembly.